UCCGUUAGAUAGAUCAUUAGCGGUAGCCGCAUGCUUACGCUCGCCGCCGGUGUCCGAUCUCCGCAUAGAACCCAGAGACUUCCAGAUGCAGCUCAAAGCUUCUGCUCUCGAAUUAAAAGAGGAUAAUUGGCGGUCACGUCGAUCGAUCGUUUUGUCGCUCGAAUUGGAGGGCAGAUGGCCGGCUAUUACCUUUGGAAAAGCUUCAGCGAGGACGAAGACCGGCCGGAGAAGCCUCGGCGGUGUGGGGUGACGGAGAUUCGGAGUCCUGAGUACAGUAUCAUGAGUUUUUCUAUCUCGCAGGAUAUACUAGAAUCCAUUGGAGAAUUUGUUGACGGUUUGAAAUUUUCUGGUGGCUCACACAGUUUACUGCCCAAAACUUAUGUCAAAGAAAUUACAGACCUGGCACAUAGGCAUGGUGUUUACGUUAGUACAGGUGAUUGGGCAGAACAUCUGCUAAGGAAAGGGCCUGCAUCAUUCAAACAAUAUGUGGAGGAAUGUAAGAACUUGGGAUUUGACACAAUUGAACUUAAUGCUGCUUCGCUUAAGAUCCCAGAAGAGUCUCUCUUGAGGUUCGUUCGCCUCAUAAAGAAUGGUGGCCUUAAAGCCAAGCCACAGUUUUCAGUGAAGUUUGAAGGAUCUGAUAUUCCGACUGCUGGGAAUAGGGCCUUUGGAGCUUAUGUUGCUCCAGUCCAAAGAAAUUACGAAAUUGUAGAAGACGUGGAUUUACUGAUCAGAAGGGCUGAGAGAUGUUUAGAAGCUGGGGCUGAUAUGAUCAUGAUCGAUGCUGAUGAUGUUUGCAAAUAUGCUGAAGAUUUACGCACAGACAUGAUUGCAAAAAUUGUCGCACGUCUGGGCCUGGAGAAGACGAUGUUCGAAGCAUCCAACGCAAAGACAUCCGAGUGGUUUGUAAAACGAUAUGGGCCAAAGGUGAAUAUUUUUACCGAUCAUUCUGAGGUGAUGAAGUUGGAAUGUCUCCGCGGAGGUAAUCUGGGCAGAAACCAUGCGUCUGUGCUUGGGCUCGACUCUUCAUUUUAUUUCUUCAGAUGAGUUUUUUUUUUAUUUUGCGGCGCUGCAUUGCAGUAAUGUGUGAUUUGAUGCGUCUGUUUAGUUUGGUGAAGUCAUGAAUAACUUGAAUAACUUUGUGGUGUCGCGUUUCAUUUCCAUGGUAAAAGUGAUUUUGGUUUUACUCAAUUGGAAAGGAAUUUGCCUGAUUACUC
Molecule: messenger RNA, 1217 nt
Organism: Phalaenopsis equestris
Lineage: Eukaryota; Viridiplantae; Streptophyta; Magnoliopsida; Asparagales; Orchidaceae
Product: protein HEAT-STRESS-ASSOCIATED 32
Exons: 5
Coding region: 175-1047 (290 amino acids)
Source: RefSeq, a predicted model, not a curated record